This is a messenger RNA of Merops nubicus (carmine bee-eater), 5439 nucleotides long. RefSeq names its product WD repeat domain 81 (gene WDR81). Gene Ontology annotation, cellular component: mitochondrion. NCBI's taxonomy places the organism in Eukaryota, Metazoa, Chordata, Aves, Coraciiformes, Meropidae. The record is from RefSeq and is a predicted model, not a curated record. Gene Ontology annotation, molecular function: phosphatidylinositol 3-kinase regulator activity; protein binding. Gene Ontology annotation, biological process: aggrephagy.
CGGGCGGCCCUGCAGAAGGCCUACGGCUGUCCCGUCCUGCAGGUGGGCAAGAGCGUGCCCGGCGCUUCCCCCGCCAAGGAGAGCGUGGCGGGCACCAAAGGGGUGCCCUCCUGCCCCAACGUGCUGCAGGCGGAAGCUCUGCUGGAGUCGGCCGACAUGCUGUACGUCAUCUACCCGUAUGUGCAGUACUGUUUGCACGACAUCGUGACUUUCAGCCCGGCCAAGCUCACCAACAGCCACGCCAAAAUCCUCUUCCUCCUCUUCCACGUGCUGCAAGCCAUGAGGGCGUGUCACCAGGCGGCCGCCUUUUCCCUUCGGGAUGUGGCUGUGGAUGAGAAGCUGUGCAGCAGGCUCCGUGUGAACUUCAGAGAGUACGAGGGACCCAAGGAGGAGGAAGCGAAUCUGGAGGCUGGCCUGGAACAAGUGAGUGAGCAAAGCAGCGCUGGCGUGCGAGGGCAGGAGGCGAGUUGUGCCGCCUGCCAGAAGGACCUCCGAGACCUGGUGUUGCAGUGGGUACAUGGGCAGGUCAGCAACUUUGACUACCUCAUGCGCCUAAACAGUCUGGCUGGGAGGAGAAUGGGAGACCCCAAUUAUCACCCGGUUCUUCCGUGGGUGGUGGACUUCACUACCAAAAAUGGCAAGUUCAGGGACCUAAGGAAAUCCAAGUUCCGACUCAACAAGGGAGACAAGCAGCUGGACUUCACCUAUGAGAUGACCAAGCAGGCAUUUGUUGCUGGUGGGUCAAGUGGAGAGCAGCUCCACGUCCCCCAUCACAUCUCCGAUGUCCUUUCAGAUAUCACCUACUAUGUGUACACAGCUCGGAGGACACCCAAGGCAGUGCUGUGCUGCCAUGUGAGGUCCCAGUGGGAGCCCAAUGAGUACCCAGCCAGCAUGGAGCGCAUGCAGAGCUGGACUCCGGAUGAGUGCAUCCCAGAGUUCUAUACAGACCCUUCCAUCUUUCGAUCCAUCCACCCGGACAUGCCCGACCUGGAUGUGCCAUCUUGGUGUAGCUCCUACGAGGAGUUCAUUGAAGUCCACCGCAUGCUGCUGGAGAGCCGGGAAGUUUCUCAGGACCUUCACCACUGGAUCGAUCUCACUUUCGGGUACAAGCUGCUGGGGAAGGAUGCUGUCAAGGAGAAGAACGUCUGCCUCCACCUAGUAGACAACCACACGCAUCUGACCACUUACGGGGUUGUGCAGCUCUUCAACCAGCCGCAUCCCAGGCGCAUGGUGGGACCUGCCUACACGCCUGCUGAAGCUCCAGCCAUUGCCCGGCCUCUUCUCCACAACAUCCGUGAGACUGUGCUUCUGGAGGAUGUCCAAGGCCAGGUGACGGAUGCAGUUAAUGGACUGGUCCUGGAGGCUACUCCCAGUGAAACCACUUGGUCUGGGGAGAAAGCCAUGGCUGGUGAGGAUGAUUUAGAGCAAGGCACAGAAGCCCUGGAUUCGAUUUCUGUUACUAGUAGAGCUGCUGAUCAGCCCUGUGCCACUGUGCCUUCAGCACAGCCCUCCACCCACCCUGCUUAUGCCACUGAAGGCAAAACCCCAGGUGCCCGACCUCUCCGUUGGAGCAAGGCAGGUGCUGUGGAUCAGGCUGACAUGAAAAUCACACUUCCUGAAGGCUUCAAUCCACUGCAGGCUCUGGAAGAACUGGAGAAACUGGACAAUUUUUUGGUUAAAGGCUUAAGCAGUGAGAUGCAACUAAUGGAGCAGCCGUGGGAGGAGCCACCUCUGAGUCUCUCGGACCUCUUCCAGAGGGACAUGCAAGCUUUGGGCAUUCUGGUAGCUGAGAUUAUAUUUGCACCAAGGAUUCGUCCUUCGAAGCCCGACGCAUCCCUCUUGGAGCGGUUCCUGCUGGUGCGUCAUCUGUGUCGGUACCACCCCAAGGAGGUCCCGGCCCCGCUCCAGCAUGUGCUGCAGGUCCUGCUGCAGCUGAGCGUGCCGGUGGAGAAGCUUCUGAAGACCAGGCUGGGCAAGGACGCGGUGCAGUUGUUUGAAUACGAGCCCAUCUCCCAGGGCCUUCCCCCGCCCUGUCCCACGCAGCUCCUCAGCCCCUUCAGCUCUAUUGUCCCUUUCCCCACGUACUUCCCAGCCCUGCACAAAUUCAUUUUCACCUAUCAGGCCAAGAAGAUAGAGGAUGAAGGUCAGGGCCGGGAACUUGUUUUCCAACUGUGGCAGCAGCUGGAGGGGAUCCUUUCUGAAAUCACUCCUGAAGGUCUGGAGAUUCUUCUGCCCUUCAUAUUAUCCCUGAUGUCCGAGGAGAACACCGCCGUCUACGCAGCGUGGUAUCUCUUUGAGCCUAUAGCUAAAUCCCUAGGUCCGAAGAAUGCCAACAAAUACUUGCUCAAGCCCUUGAUCGGAGCAUACGAGACCCCCUGCUACCGCCACGGCAGGUUCUACCUCUACACAGACUGCUUCAUCGCCCAGCUGAUAGUGCGCCUGGGGCUGCAGUCCUUCCUCCUGAACCUGCUGCCACACAUCCUGCAGAUCCUCGUCGGCAUCGAGAGCUCGCGGGAGGAGAGCAAAUCCCUCCUCGGCACGGCUGAAGAUGAUGAAAGCGGGGGGGAAAGCCCAGUGUCGUGUGUAUUUGGGGAGGAGAUCAAAAUGGAUGUGGAGCACAGCUCUGCUGCACUCGACCUCUUGGACUACACCUCUGGUGUCAGCUUCCACGACCAAGCCUACCUGCCCGAGAGCGAGGACUUCCAGAGCGGGCUCUACGUCGGGGAGUCGCUGCAGCCCCAGGAGCAGGAAUCGCUCAGCCUUGGGCGGCUGAGCGACAAGAGCAGUGCCAGUGAAGUGUCCCUGGGAGAGGACAGACCUGUGGAUGGGGAUUCCCAGAAGGACAAGAGCAGUUUGAAGUCGGUGGACAGCAACCAGGACUUGAAACAGAGCGAGGAUGAGGAAGAGGAGGAAGAGGAGCGUGAUGAAGAGGAGCACGAUGACGCCGCGGUUGAUGCAGAGCUGACGGUGGCUGUGGAUGCUGGGGCCUCUGUGGAUGUCACCUUGGCUGAUGACAGCAGUGAGCCAGAGGAUGGAGAGGGAGAGGAGCUUCCGGAUCACUCUGAUGACAAAGAGCAGACCAUUCUCCUGGACACAGCCUGUAAGAUGGUGAGGUGGCUCUCGGCCAAGCUGGGCCCCACUGUCACGUCCCGUUUCAUCGCCAGGAACCUGCUCCGACUGCUCACGUCCUGCUACAUCGGCCCUACCAGGCAGCAGUUUGUACCAAGCAACGAUGAGAACAGUCCCCUGAGUACAGGAAACAUCUACCAAAAACGGCCAGUGCUGGGAGAUCAGGUGUCCAAGCCAGUGCUGGCCUGUCUUGUGCACGUGGCGUACCUGUAUGGAGAGCCUGUCCUCACCUACCAGUACCUGCCCUACAUCAGCUACCUGGUGGCACCCAGCGGCGGGUCGGGCGGCGGCCGGCUGAACAGCCGGAAGGAGGCAGGGCUCCUGGCUGCUGUCACCCUCACCCAGAAGAUCGUGGUGUGUCUCUCGGACACCACGCUGAUGGACAUUCUCCCCAAGAUCAGCCAGGAGGUGCUGCUGCCAGUGCUGGGCUUCCUCACUUCGCCGGCCGUUGGUUUCCCCAGUGGUGCCCAGGCCCGUAUUGUCCUGUGCGUUAAGACAAUCAGCCUAAUUGCCUUGAUCUGCCUGCGGAUUGGGCAGGAGAUGGUGCAGCAGCAUUUGAGUGACACCGUGAGAAACUUCUUCGGGGCAUUCUCACUGCUGCAGGAGCUUCAGGACCAGGGGUUGACAGUGGAGUCACUGAGCAGCUGUGAGGUGCCGGUGAUGGAGGUGCCCCUUUCGGAUGGGAAGCUGCUGGCCCUGGACCCAGCUGUGCUGAUGGAGUUACAGAAGGUGUUUAACCCUGAGAUGGCCUACAUCACCUACAUCCCCUUCUCCUGCUUGCUAGGUGAUGUUAUCCGGAUGGUUGUGCCCAAUCACUUGCUGGUUGAGAAGCUGGCCAGUCUCUACCUGGAGAAUGUGAACCCCAAGAGCCUGCAGGUUGUUAGCCUGGAACAAACGCCAGCUGGGGUGGGCUCCGACCAAGACACACGAGGGACCGAGCCCUUCUCUAGCCACCACGAGGACAGUCACUCUGGUACUUUUGGGAGCAUGCUGGUGGGGAACCGCAUCCAGGUCCCCGUGGACACACAGCGUGAGGGCCUUGGCUUACUUCGCCUCAGUGCUGGCACUGAUGGCUUUAUUCCCAGCUCAUCCAGUGAGGAGAACACCCUGAAGCACGACCUUCCCCGCAGCACCCACACGCUGUGUGGGAACUGGCUGGCCUACUGGCAGUACGAGAUCGGGGUGAGCCAACACGACCCCCGCUUCCACUUCCACCAGAUCAAGCUGCAGAGUUUCUCAGGGCAUUCAGGGGCCAUCAAGUGUGUGGCGCCGCUGGGCAGCGAGGACUUCUUCCUUAGUGGCAGCAAGGACAAGACCGUGCGCCUGUGGCCCCUGUACAACUACGGGGACGGCACCAGCGAGGUGCCCCCGCGCUUCACCUACGCCCAGCACAAGAAGUCAGUUUUCUUUGUGAGCCAGCUGGAGGCAUCGCAGCACGUGGUGAGCUGUGAUGGGACCGUGCACAUCUGGGACCAGUUCACCGGCAAACUUCUCCGGACUUUUGAUGAGUUAGACAGCAAAGUCCCUGUCACAGCUGUGGCCACCAUGCCACCUCCCUAUCACAGCAUCUCCGUGGCCAGCGCAGACUCCGUGCUGCGGUUCAUCGACCAGAGGAAGCCAGGACUGCAGCACGAGUUCCGCCUGGCCAGCGGGGUGAGUGCGGGGCUCAUCCGCUGCCUGGCCGUCAGUCCGAGCGGGCGCAGCGUUGUGGCUGGCUUCUCCUCUGGCUUCAUUGUGCUGCUGGACACCAGGACGGGACUCAUCAUGCGAGGGUGGCCUGCCCAUGAGGGGGACAUCCUGCAGAUCAAGGCUGCAGAGGGCAAUGUGCUAAUCAGCUCCUCUUCGGAUCAUUCCUUGACUGUCUGGAAGGAACUGGAGCAGAAACCUUUGCACCACUACAAAUCUGCAUCUGAGCCCAUCCAUGCGUUUGACCUCUAUGGCAACGAAGUGGUCACUGGCACUGUGGCCAACAAGAUUGGUGUCUACUCCAUGCUGGAGUCCUCAGCCCUGCCCAUCAGCACGACCAAGCUGAGCUCGGAGAAUUUUCGGGGUACACUGACCAGCCUGGCAGUGCUGCCCACGAAAUGCCAUCUCCUGCUGGGCUCAGACAACGGUGUCGUACGCCUCCUGGCAUAGUGAGCCCUGGCCCAGGAGCCAGGGGCUGUCCCACAGUGCUGGUGGUAGAGCAGAAAGCUGGCAGUGCUGCUUACAGAGGAGGCCGAGUUAGAUGCUUCUGAGCAGAGGGUGCAGGGAGAAGGUGUGCUUGUUAAUGAGCACUCAGUAAAGUAUCUCUAACCUCUUUCUGUAUCU